AAAUUUCAGUGCUAGUGGCUAAUCAUCAAACUUGGUCCUUCAUGACUAAGCGAAAGUAAAGACACCUGGCAGUUUGUGAUAAAGUGUACUAUAGAGAGAAGAGACAGAAGUUAAGCUCGUCUUUAACCUUAACCUCGUCUGUUGUUUAAGCAAGAGUUUAAUUUAAAAAAAUUAUUUGUGUUAAUAAAAAAUCAUCAUUAAUUAACAUGGAAGAUUUAGAUGACUUUUUGGAAUUUAUGGAUAUGGCAGAAGUUGCACAUACAAAAAUACCUAAGCGUUAUAUUCGAGAUCACUCAAAUCCUUUUGAAUUCUUAUAUGAGGAAGCAUUCAAAAAACGUUUCAAAUUUAGUAAAGAAGCAAUUAUGUAUUAUAUAUUGCCAAUUAUUGAAGGCAACUUAGCAAAAGAUAGUAACAGAGGUUUACCAGUACCACCUGUUUUACAACUUCUUAUGGCUCUCCGAUUUUAUGCCACUGGCAACUAUCAAGCUGUUACAGGUGACUUAAGAGGUUUCACGCAACCCACUGUAUGCAGAUGUAUUAAAGCAGUGUCAAUAGCAUUUGCAGAGAAACUUCAUGAAUAUGUACAAUUCCCUAAAACUCUAGAAGAUCAACGAAGCAACAUCAGAACAUUUUAUGAAAUAGCUGAAUUCCCAAACGUUGCUGCUUGCAUUGAUGGGACCCUGAUUAAAAUUGCCAAUCCUGACAAAGAAAUUGGAGAAAUUUUUCGCAGUAGAAAAGGCUCAUUUUCUUUAAAUAUUUUGGCUGCUGCAGGACCAAGAGGAGAAAUUUUGUAUAUUGAUGUUCGACAUCCAGGAAGCACUCAUGACAGCACUUGCUUUGAUCGCAGUGCCUUAAAACUGUUUUUCAUGGAGAACAGGAUAAAAGAUAUAAAUAUAAAACAAAAACAUUUUAAAGAAAAGUAA
This is a messenger RNA of Temnothorax curvispinosus, 923 nucleotides long. Its product is annotated as putative nuclease HARBI1. Lineage: Eukaryota; Metazoa; Arthropoda; Insecta; Hymenoptera; Formicidae. The record is from RefSeq and is a predicted model, not a curated record. The transcript is spliced from 4 exons. Bases 207 to 923 code for a protein of 238 amino acids.